CAACCCCGCUUUUCAGCCGCAUUAUUCCCACGGUUUACACGUUGACAUCGGGGGACGACAGAGAAAAAAAAAGACAACAACACUCCACUUAGAGUUCUGUUCCUGUUCAGAGAGAUAAGUGGAGAUUCGACAUGGAGGCGCUAGGGAGCGCAUCCAGCGUCAUUGCCGUUAUCCAGAUUACUGGUAGUCUCAUCAAGAUAUGCUGGGGAUAUAUUGGAGAAGCGAAAGAUGCGAAGGAGGAUAUCCAAUAUCUGGUUAAAGUCGUCGAAGACUUUCAGACGGUAUUGGAGAAAUUGCGUUCUUUGCUCGAUGGACAGAAUGGUCAAAAACUCCAUGUGACUCAGGUGCUCAGUCGCACCAUUGCGGAAUGCCAAUGGGAACUAGAAAAGCUGGGUGAAAAGCUGGAUGCAGGAAGACCAAAGGAAAAGAACGACGAGAAUCGGAAACGAGACAAAGUCAUAAGAUAUCUCGGCUGGCGAUCGAUCAAGUGGCCUUUGGAGAGAAAAGAGGUGGAAAAGAUCGUUAGUCGUAUCGAGCGAUACAAACGUGUAUUCCUCGCGGCUUUGCAGCUGGACCUUGUCGAUGUUACAGUCCGUAUAGACCAAAAAGUCGAUCUGGCAAAGCUACUUACCGUUGACGAAGCGAUGUUCGGCUCGUAUAUGGACCAACACGAAGACGAGUGUCUUGAACAAACUCGAACGGAGCUCUUGCAUGAUAUACUGGCUUGGUCAGCAGAUAUCAAUAGUAAAUAUAUCUUUUGGCUGAAUGGAAUGGCGGGAACCGGGAAGUCAACGAUUGCCAGGACCGUAGCUCGAUUAUUGAAAGAAAAAAAUCGCCUAGGCGCCAGCUUCUUCUUCAAACGAGGCGAAGCUGACCGUGGGAAUGCCAGCCGAUUCUUCACCACGAUUGUGAAACAGUUAGUUGGCCAAUUCCCUCCCCUAGGUCCUCCCGUCGCGAAGGCAGUUGAGGAUGAUCCGGCCAUAGGCAAAAAGUCUCUCCGCGAGCAGUUUCAUGCCCUUCUCUUAGACCCACUAUCACGACUACAACGUGGGGAUCGUGGCCUCCCAUUGCUUGUCAUCAUAAUCGAUGCGCUGGAUGAGUGUGAGGAAGAACAGGACAUUCGCACGAUUCUGCAUCUCCUACCGAGCAUCAAGAGCUCUGGCCCAGUUCACUUGCGCGUCUUCAUUACCAGCCGGCCAGAAUUACCAAUCCGCUUGGGCUUCAAGCAGGUCCAUGCCGAUGAUUACCAGGAUACAGUUCUACAUGAGAUCCCAGAAGAUGUUAUUGCACAUGAUUUGAUGGUCUAUUUCAAAUCAAGACUUUCUGCCAUCCGAGAGGAGCGUACAUUGCCGGAUGGAUGGCCCGGGGAGGAUAUUACCCGGACUCUUGUCAGAAUGGCGAUUCCAUUAUUCAUUUUUGCUGCUACUAUAUGCCGAUUCAUUGGAGAUCUGAAAUGGGGACCCCAAGAACGUCUGGAGAUCAUUCUCCAGACCGAGUUGAAGAACGAUAUGACUCCAUUGGAGUUAACCUAUGCUCCAAUUUUAAAUAAUCUGCUUUCCGGAGCAACUCCCUGCGACUCGGAACAGCUGGUCGAUGAAUUUCAAAAAAUCGUCGGAGUGAUUAUAAUCCUGGCCAGUCCACUUUCGAUUCUUUCUCUCGGACAGCUCCUGGAGAUCCCCACUCAAAAAAUUGAACGUCGACUGGAGUUCUUCCAUUCAGUCUUGAAUGUACCGGGCAACGCAAAUCAGCCCGUAAGGCUUUUUCACUUGUCAUUUCGAGACUUUCUUCUCGACCCCAGAAGAAAUGAUAAUGUUUUUUGGGUUAAUGGGAAGGAGAAACACGGAAAAGUUGCUGUUCAGUGUUUAACACUCAUGCGUCGCUUGCUAAGAAAGAAUAUAUGCGAUCUACCUCAUGCCGGUGCUUUACGAGACGAAGUCGACGACCAGACAAGACAUGAUUGUCUACCAAUGGAACUACAAUAUGCUUGCCGGUAUUGGAUCUAUCAUCUCCAGGAGAGUGGCAUUCGAGAUGAAGAAGUUGUUCAAAGUUUUCUUACAGAACAUCUCCUUCACUGGUUGGAGGUUCUGAGUAUUCUUGGACAUGUGUCCGAGAGUAUUUCUGGUCUUGGCUUUCUCCAAUCGAUAACAGAGGAUGACUCUGAACUAUCUGCAUUUCUUCACGAUGCUAAGCGAUUUAUUUCAUACUGCAUAUCAGUAAUUGAUAGCGCGCCUCUCCAGUUAUACUGUUCGGCUCUUGUUUUCGCUCCGGAAAAAUCACGUAUCCGAUGCAUGUUCGAUGACAACAUCCCUAAUUGGAUUCGAAGGCUCCCCAAGGUGGACACAUCAUGGAGUGCGGCCCAGCAGACUCUUGAGCACUAUGAUGUGCUUGCGGUGGCUUUCUCACCUAAUGGCAAAGUGGUCGCCUCAGCCUCUGGGAACACUAUCAAGCUGUGGGAUGCCACUUCGGGCCUCAUUCAGCAGACUUUUGAAAUCUGUCAUCACCCAGAAGAUGAAUUAAAAAGGGUAGUUUUCUCACCUGACGGCAAAUUGCUCGCCUCAGGCUCUCAUAAAACUGUUACCUUGUGGGAUGCCACUUCGGGCCUUAUUCAACAAACCUUUGAAGGACAUAAUGAUUGGGUGAGAAAAAUAGCUUUCUCACCCAAUGGUAAACUGGUCAUUUCAGCCUCCGAUAAAAUCAUCAACAUAUGGGAUGUCACUUCGGGCCUUAUCCAGCAAACCCUUAAAGGCCAUGACCAUUGUGUAAGAGAAGUGGCUUUUUCACCUGAUGGGAAACUGAUCGCCUCAAGAACUCAAACAGUUAUCAAACUGUGGGAUUCCUCUUCAGGUCUUAUCCAGCACACUAUUAAGGACCACGAUGUGUCAAUGGGAGGGCUUGCCUUCUCGUCGGAUAGCGAACUGGUUGCUUCAGCCUCUGCUACUGGAAUCAUCACGCUAUGGGAUGCCACUUCAGGCCUUAUCUGGCAGACCCUUAAGGGCCACAAUCAUGUGGUUACUACGGUAGCUUUCUCGCCUGACGGUAAAUUCAUUGCUUCAGCCUCUUCUGAUGGAACUAUCAAGCUAUGGGAUGCCACUUCAGGCCUUAUAUUGCGAACCCUUGAAGGCCAUAUUCAAUCUGUGUUUGCAAUAGCUUUCUCUCCCAAUAGCAAAUUAAUUGCCUCAGCUUCUUGGGAUAACACUAUUAAGCUAUGGAAUACUACUUCAGUCCUUAUUCAACAGACCUUUGAGCGUCACAGCACUGCGGUGGAUGCGGUAGCUUUCUCGCCUAAUGACAAAUUGGUUGCAGCCUCUUUUGAUGAUACUAUUAAGCUGUGGGAUGUUACCUCUGGCCUUGUCCAACAGACUUUUACAGGCAGGCGCAAUCGAUUAGGAGGGCUACUAAUAGCCUUCUCACCCGAUAGCAAGUUAAUUGCCUCAGUCUCUCCUGGGAGUACCACUAUCAAAUUAUGGGAUAUCACUUCAGGUCUUGUCCAACAAACCUUUGAGGGCCACGAUGGUUCAGUGAUUUCUAUGGCAUUUUCACCUAAUGACAAAUUAUUUGCCUUAACCUCUGAUAAAACUGUUACAUUGUGGGAUACUACUUCAGGACUCAUCUACCAAACUUUUGCAAUCUCUUAUGGUUCAGAAAAUGAAGUGAGAGGAGUAGCUUUCUCACCUCAUACCAAAUUGAUUGCUUUAGCGUCUUCUGAUAAAACAGUCAAACUGGUGGAUAUCACUUCGGGUCUUAUUAAACAAACCCUUAGAGGCCAUACUGGAACGGUGAAUGCAGUAGCUUUCUCACUCGAUGGCAAGCUGCUUGCUUCAGCUUCUUAUGAUGCAACUGUCAAAUUGUGGGAUAUCACUUCGGGCCUUGUCCGGCUGACCCUUGGCUUUGACACCAUAAUAAGGAACAUAAGGUUUUCCCCACAGAAUGGAUACUUAGAGACAGAUCGUGGCAUAUUUAACAUUGGAUCUGUCGAUAUUGGUCAUGGCCCGCAACAUGAAUAUCGCUCUGAGAUUUCUCUAGAGGGUCGAUGGGUAAGCUUGAAGGGAACACCAAGUUUGUGGCUUCCUCCUGAAUACCGCCCUUCAUCUUCCUGCAUCGCAGGUAGUACAGGUACACUGGUUCUUGGCCAUCUAUCUGGCCGUGUUUCGUUCAUGGGGUUCGAUUUAGACUGUCUUUGAAUGGAUACAGUUGCUCACGUUUAGGGGUCUUCUCGGGGAAUCAGUCUAGUGCUGUAUUUCCUAUUGUCUCUGUAAAAAAGAAAAAAAAAAUACCUGGGAAUGACAGAGUACUCUACAAUAGCUUUCAUGCAGACAAAGAGUCUAGCCUAUGUUGUGGUGACGCUGAGAAGUCGAGGCAAUGAUAAGCGGAUUUAUCGAUACCACGCCGCUAACAUGCUGCCUGUCCAACUCGAAGUAGGG
Molecule: messenger RNA, 4421 nt
Organism: Paecilomyces variotii
Lineage: Eukaryota; Fungi; Ascomycota; Eurotiomycetes; Eurotiales; Thermoascaceae
Exons: 3
Coding region: 132-4181 (1349 amino acids)
Molecular function (GO): protein binding
Source: RefSeq, a predicted model, not a curated record